Messenger RNA from Seminavis robusta, 573 nucleotides. Lineage: Eukaryota; Bacillariophyta; Bacillariophyceae; Naviculales; Naviculaceae. The record is from the annotation of a GenBank genome assembly.
AUGACAAGCACUCAACCAAUCCAUCAAACCAGUAAUGUCGUCGUUGACGAGCGUCGCGUUCGCUUUAGCCCAGACGUCCCAAGAAGCUACCCCAAUCGGGCGGGUACUUUGUCAGAGCUGGAAUGCAAUGCCAUGUUCUACUCUGCACAGGAGUACCGUGACGUGAUGCUAUCCAUUCGAUCCACCCUUAUAGAACUGAAGGUUGGCAAAAAUCCUGACUACGAGUUGCUUCGAGGUCUCGAGCAAAUGUUGACGGCGCCCUACGAGGGUACCCACCGCAGAGAAGCUUUCUUCGAUUCAUUCUUUACUACUCAGAGUCUACUGCAUCAGCAGAAGCAUAAGGAAGAGGCUCUCUCUCAACUGGCAAGAACUUAUACCGAGGACGACCAAGCCAGAGCCAGACGACUGGCAAAACAAGAUGAAAAAGACGCAAAGAAAGUCUACAAGGAACAAGAUACUAGUAAGAGCUUUGGCGUGUCAAGAACGUUCAAGAAACAAAGCAAGGGCAGCAGGUUCCUCCGCACCAAGUCCUUAAAGCUCAAAUCCGUCCGAACCUCCUUGUUUGCAUGGUGA